Messenger RNA from Polyodon spathula (Mississippi paddlefish), 2617 nucleotides. RefSeq names its product nucleobindin-2-like. Bases 122 to 1468 code for a protein of 448 amino acids. The transcript is spliced from 13 exons. The record is from RefSeq and is a predicted model, not a curated record. Gene Ontology annotation, cellular component: endoplasmic reticulum-Golgi intermediate compartment; extracellular exosome. Gene Ontology annotation, molecular function: calcium ion binding. NCBI's taxonomy places the organism in Eukaryota, Metazoa, Chordata, Actinopteri, Acipenseriformes, Polyodontidae.
GGGUGAUAGAGGAAGGGGCUGGGUUAAAUGCCGUGUUUGUAUUUCAUUAAAAACUAAAACAGAAGCUGUCUUUUGUGAAUGAGCUGUCGUGUGUAGUGAUAGGCUAAAUCGAGAAAAGAAAAUGACAUUCAAUAAAAUGUGGCGGAGUGGAGCCAUGUGCCAGGGUUUUUCAUUGCUCAUUUGCCUUCUUGUCUAUGUUGAGGCAGUGCCUGUAGCUAUAGAUAAAACCAAGAUAAACCCACCAGAGGAACAAAAAGAAGAAAAAGAAAAAGAUAAUCCAGAUACUGGACUAUAUUAUGACCGUUACCUCAGGGAAGUCAUUGAUGUUCUGGAGACAGACCAGCAUUUCAGAGAAAAGCUUCAGAACACAGAUAUGGAAGAUAUCAAGGCCGGAAAACUAGCCAAAGAGCUUGAUUUUGUAAGUCAUAAUGUAAGAACAAGGCUGGAUGAAAUGAAAAGGCAGGAAGUGAACAGGUUAAGGACCCUGAUUAAAGCCAAGCAGGAUGUGGAAAUUGGAAAAGGCUUGACUGUGGAUCAUGAAUCACUGUUGAAGCAGUUUGAAUACCUCAACCAUGGGAACCCACAUACCUUUGAGAUUGACGAUUUGAAUAAGCUUAUUACAACGGCAACCAGUGACCUGGAAAACUUUGACAAGGAACACCACGAUGAGUUUAAGAGGUAUGAAAUGAUGAAGGAACACGAAAGAAGAGAAUAUCUGAAGACUCUGGAUGAAGAGAAGAGGAAAGCAGAAGAGCAGCAUUAUGAAGAAAUGAAAAAGAAACAUGCUGACCACCCCAAAGUAAAUCACCCGGGAAGCCAGGACCAGCUGAAGGAAGUCUGGGAGGAGACUGAUGGACUUGACCCCCUUGACUUUGACCCAAAGACUUUCUUUAAAUUACAUGAUACUAAUGGUGAUGACUUUCUUGAUGAGCAGGAGUUGGAAGCACUAUUUACCAAAGAGCUGGAGAAGAUGUAUGAUCCAAAAAAUGAGGAAGAUGACAUGGUGGAGAUGGAGGAAGAGAGGAUCAGAAUGAGGGAACAUGUCAUGAAUGAGGUUGAUGUAAACAAGGAUCGUCUGAUUUCACUAGAAGAGUUUUUAGUUUCAACUGGAAAGAGAGAGUUCUUAGAGCCAGACAGCUGGGAGACUCUGGAACAGGCUCCAGCUUUUACUGAAGAGGAAAUGAAGGAAUUUGAACAACAUUUGGCUGAACAAGAACACGACCUAAAAAAUAAAGCAGACAAUCUUAAUAAACAAAGAGAAGAGCUUGAGAGGCAACAGGAGCAGCUUAAUGCCCAGAAAUUAGAGCUUCAAAAGGCUGUUGAACAUAUGGAUAAGUUAAAAACUCAACAAGAACACCCUCCCCCAGGAACCAACGAAGAACAGGCUCACGAUGGAGGACUCGCUAUAGAAAGUAAUCCGCCAUUGUCUACAGGUCAUCAUGAGGAACAGACAAAACCACAUCAAUAACCUACAGCACCUGUUUUUUUGUUUACAUAGCAUAUGUGUAUGUAUGUAUGUCUGUGUGUAUGUAAAUGGUACACGCACACAAUGUUCAGAUAAUGUAUGAUGUUUAAUUUAAUUUGAACAUAAAAAAAAAAAAAACAUGACAUCUCUACCCAAUUACAACCUUACCAUUUUUCAGUUUAAAAUUGAACUAUUAUAAGUCAUACAUUCUAAUGUGUCUGAUUGUGUCAUGUCACAAAUGGGGUACUCUACCAAAUGCUGAAAAGACAGCUCUUACUGUAACGUACGUAAGGACGCAAGUUCUACUCAGUUAAGAUUAUGCUGUCUGGUGAAAGUGCAGUCAGGUCCACACGGGUUGUUUUUUCAUUUUGCAGAGAUCAUGUAGUGUAAUAGAUUUUUUUAAUUUUAAGCUGUUAAUUUUAGAUAGUCACAUAUUUUUAUUUUAUUUUCAUCGGAGAGCCUAUAAUUUCAUUUUCAGAUUGUUGUUUUUUGUUUUUUAAAUAAUUCCGAAUUGAAUAAUGCAAAGUAUGCCACUUGACUUUUUACCUUUUUAUCAUGGUAAACCUUUUGUGCAAAGAAAUAAAGAAUAUGGACCUUCAAACUGCAGAAUGAGUCUGGUCAUAUAUAAUGUAUGUGUUUUUAUUUGUAAUUAAGUCAGAUACCAGUAAGUAUCUAUACAGUUUCAGUAUGAGCAGGACGAAGAGGUGAAGCUUUAUAGAAAAUUCACUCAUGCUACAGUAUUUUCAUAAUAAUUUCUACACAUAUGAUAUAAUACUCUUGAAUUUAAAGAAUAGUUUAUUACUUUGUAUUUUGAUGCCAUUAAAAUUAAGGGCCAAAAUCUGACUGAACUUUGGCACUGCACUGUAUGUAAAUAUGCUGUAGGAAUUCCUGCUGUUGAAAAAAGUAUUUCUAGAAAAAAAAAAAAAAAAUUGAAAAGAAUGCACAGGACUGCCAGCCAAGUUUAAAGUUAGAAAUAUAUGUUUAAAUUGAAAGUGGCAUUAAAACUAUUCAAAUGUUUUGAAAUGGAAUGUUUUCAAUUCAUUUUUAAAUGUUUAAUUUAUUUUAAAAUGUACUGUGUAUGAAACGGAGUCAGUUGGUAUGUCAAAAGCCAUUGUUGUUGUUUUGGUAAAAAUAAAUAAAGCAAUUGACAAU